This is a messenger RNA of Stylophora pistillata, 375 nucleotides long. Its product is annotated as factor in the germline alpha-like. Gene Ontology annotation, molecular function: DNA-binding transcription factor activity, RNA polymerase II-specific; RNA polymerase II transcription regulatory region sequence-specific DNA binding; protein dimerization activity. NCBI's taxonomy places the organism in Eukaryota, Metazoa, Cnidaria, Anthozoa, Scleractinia, Pocilloporidae. Gene Ontology annotation, biological process: developmental process; regulation of transcription by RNA polymerase II. The record is from RefSeq and is a predicted model, not a curated record.
AUGGCUGACGAGUUUGAAGCUACGGUUUUCAUCGAGGAGAAAAAGAAAAGAAAGCGUCGUGGUCCGCGUUUAACUGGAAUCAGUAAACAGCGCAGAAUGGCUAACGCCCGAGAAAGAAAGAGGGUGCAAAAUUUAAACGAGGAAAUUGAAGUUUUAAAAAGUUUGUUACCACUUUCACCACAGAAUAAAAAGCCAACAAAGACAGAGGUUAUAUGGCUUGCGGCUGAAUAUAUUGAUGCUCUUACACAAAUGUUAAAGGAUGCAAAGAGCAUGGAUGAUUUUAACGAACAUUCCUUCCUGGAUUUUGAUACACUACUGGGUAUGGAUAUCGAAAAUCUUUUUGAACUGGACGAUUUUGAUCCACUCGUGUUCUAA